GUUAACGGGCUCCACCAUCGCUUGCACUCUCCCCACCCCCCGGUUGGGAAUGGAUCAGCCGGUUGCCCUUCGCUUCCUCCAGUUACUGAGGAGCUGGGGGAAAGGCGGCCUUAGUCACAGGUAGCUAAAGGCAGCAUAAUGAGUCUGGUUGGCAUCAUACGUGAGCAUUGGGUCAAUAUCCUUGUCCCUCUGGGUUUUGUAUUGGGAUGUUAUCUUGAUAGAAGAAACGAUAGCAAACUAACUGCAUUCAGAAACAAAAGUUUAUUGUAUAAACGGGAAUUGAAACCAGGUGAAGAAACUACAUGGAAGUGAUGAGCUGAAAACCAUGCUGAGAAAACAAGGAACUGUUUUGCAUAAAAACAAGCCCAAUGUCAAUUCUAGUCUUGAUGAGUCUUCAAUCAGGGAUCCUGUGAAAGUUUAUUUGAAUAAUGCUGUUUUGUCCUAUUAAAUUUUGAUCUUUCAUAAACUCUGCUUAUCUUCAUGUAACAGAUAAUUGGUUUAAAGUCCUAAAAUUUGCUAACAUUUCCCUCUUUUUGUAUCAUUGGAAUAUAAAAUUUUAAAAAGGCAUGGCAAAUUCAUUGUAUUUCUUUCAUUAACUUAGAUUAAUACAAAUGGAAUGUCAGACUUAAUAAAUCUUACAUUGAGUUAACUUUUUUGAAUCUUUCAAGUUUUAUGUUUAAAAUUGUAAAAUGUUAAUUGUGGGACAUGGAUUUGUAUUCGUAAGUCCUUUUUUAUUCUUUUGCCCUGGGAAUUGACAACGGGAAAUAUAUAAACAUUUCACUCAAUUUCAAUGAUCAUUGUUUGCAUUGGAGUAUAUUUCAUUUGUGUGUCUACAAUUUUGAGUUGUUGAUAAUCCUCCUGAACCUGACUGAUAUCUUUGUAAAUCCUGGAGUGGAAUUUAUGUUGCAAUAUUUCAAUAACUUAAUUGCUUUUACUGGAUUGUUCGCAAGCUUUUAAGUUCAUUUUAAAUUUAAAAUGAAAACAGAAAAUGCUGGAAAUAUUUAGCAGGGCAGGCAGUGUUAUAAUGGCACAUGCUCACUGCAUAAAUCCAAAUUGAAUGCACCCUAGUAUCACAGUGCUAUGAUAGCUGGUUUCCCAUCUGCCAUUUCUUCCCCUCCCACCAUAAAUAAAUGUGAGACUCUGCUGAAAACCAUGGCAGCCUGACAUCCCCUUCAAUGCGAAGAAGACCAAGUAUUUCGGAGUGGACAUCUUAUCAGCUACUUGUGUCAGCUGAACACUAAAUACCUUUAACUUAUACAAAGCAGGUGGCUUGCUUUUUUUGUUCUUCCUCUUUUCCCCUUUGAUUUUCUCUGAUGUUCACUUGAAGGUUAUUUCAUGGACCCUGAUAAAGUCUCUACAAAACCCAAAUUUGAGAAUCACUGUCUUAAAUGACAGUGUCCCACAAACAGCAAUGUGAAAAUGACUGCAUUUUCUAUUUUUAUUGGUGUUGGUUAGGGCCAGGAUAUCAGAAGAAAGCCCCCCUGCUCUUCAAAAAGAUCCCAACUGAGAGGGGCCUUGGUUUAACAUCUCAUCUGAAAGAUGGUAGCUCCAACAGGGCAGCACUGGAGUGUCAGCCUAGAUUUUUUGUUCAAGUCUCUAGAGUGGCACUUGAACCCACAACCUUCUGACUCAGAGGUAUGGGUGCUAUCACUUAAUCCUUAAUUUUAGGAUUUAGAUCUAAAAAUAUUUCUUAAAAAGAAUCAAAAAUGUUUUUUCCUCCAUUUCGAUGAUGAGUUAAUUGCUGAAAAGUGGUUGACAGGAAGACUGGCCAUUUAUGAAGGACAUUGAUUGCAAACCCUGAUCCUUUCCAGCUUCUUGUCAAGAAAUACAAAAAUUGCUGGCUGGAUUUUGUGCUUCAAAAUAAAAAGCAAAGUUCUAUCAAAGCAGCCAUCUGUUUAUGUAGCAUUCCAAAGAGGCAAUGUCACAAAUAAUGUACUUACUCAUUUAUGUAGCAGUGAUAAAUUUAUUUUACUCCACAUUUCCAUUGGUCCGUGUCCAGUUCUGCCAAUGCCCCAAUUCCAUCUUCCAUGCUGCUCAACUUCAGGAUGCCCACUCUAUUGCUGAAAAUAUUCCAGGAUCUCUGUUGCAGCGCUGUUGAAUCCAGGAGCAACACUCUAUGCUACCAAAGCUUAGGAGUGCACCCAAUGUUGCACAGCUGCAUGGUACUGCCCUCCUGUACUGCUGAUCAGGAAGUUAACUGGAACAUUUGAUUUAAUCUGUUAUCAUAAAUCAGUGGCUCAAAGCACAUUGCACAUUAGAUAGCAGAACACAUCGGUAGAACAAAACCAUGGGGUAUCGAUCAUGUAGUGUGCAUUUGUUUUGUUGUUUUAUUCUUAGGGUGAGGGCGACACAUGUUUUUAUUGCCCAGCUUUAGUUUCUAUGAGAAGGUGGCAGUAGGUCUUAUUAAACUGCUGCAAUCUAUGUGCUGAUGGUGUUCUCAUGGCUGUGUUAUAUAUAGAAUUUCAGGACUUUGGACCAGUGGCGAUGACAGCACAGUGGUAAAUGUCCAAGUCGAAAUGGUGUAAGACCUGAAAGGAGACUAGUUAAUUGUCUUGCUGCUAUUGUCCUCCUUGGUGGUAGAGAUUGUUGGACUGGGAGGGGCUGUCUAAGUAAGCUGGGAUGAGCUUGUAAGGCAUUUUCUGUAAUGACUUUGGAGCAACAUUUUUAUGUCAUCAAUAAAAUGGGAAGUUCCUAUGUCAA
This is a messenger RNA of Carcharodon carcharias (great white shark), 2700 nucleotides long. Its product is annotated as NADH dehydrogenase [ubiquinone] 1 beta subcomplex subunit 1-like. Bases 139 to 312 code for a protein of 57 amino acids. Gene Ontology annotation, cellular component: mitochondrion. The record is from RefSeq and is a predicted model, not a curated record. Lineage: Eukaryota; Metazoa; Chordata; Chondrichthyes; Lamniformes; Lamnidae. The transcript is spliced from 3 exons.